Messenger RNA from Malania oleifera, 2132 nucleotides. RefSeq names its product probable purine permease 11. Gene Ontology annotation, cellular component: membrane. Gene Ontology annotation, molecular function: purine nucleoside transmembrane transporter activity. The record is from RefSeq and is a predicted model, not a curated record. Bases 733 to 1902 code for a protein of 389 amino acids. Lineage: Eukaryota; Viridiplantae; Streptophyta; Magnoliopsida; Santalales; Ximeniaceae. The transcript is spliced from 2 exons.
UUCCUUGUAUGUGCCCGUGACGCGCCGUGAAAGGAGUGAGCGGCUUUCACCGUUUUACCACAGCCGGCGAUGCUCCCCAUUCCCAUCCUCCCACUCUGUAAAGAUCGAUUCGAAAAUUAUAUGAAUGAAUUGAAUUUCAGUUCACAACUCAAGCUCACAUUCAUUAAAUCUACCCCUCUCUCUUUCUGAAGGGCCUACCCGAACACCUGGAAGGCCGAAGAACCCACGACAGCUAAUUUGUGGCUUCAAACUGGCAAAUAAGGAUGCGUUGGAAGCUUAAAGGACAAGGAUAGAAAGUCUACUGAGAAACACAAUCUGUAAGUCAUGGUUUUUCCUUUCCUUAAUAUUAAUACCCUUAGUUGGUUACAAGGUUUCUUAUCUUGUCAGUUCUACCUUCUCCUUAUAAACAAUCAUAUCAUAAGUAAUUCUGUACUUGUUCUUUAUAGGCCUUGGGUACAUAUCCAGGUAUCCAUUGAACCCGUUCAAAUACAGGUAUUUGCUGAACCCAAUUUGACUAAGCAUUACUUCCAUAUUUAGCAGUUCACUCGCCAUGUAUUCUUUGUCCGGAAAAGUAAACUAGAAUGUGUAACCCAUGCAUCAGGGAACUUAAGUUGCAGUGUAUCUGUAUUAAUGUUGCUACAUUGCAUAAAUUGAUUGAUUUUUAGAUUGUAAACCAUGAUUUUCAUGUAGUUUUUUUGGGGGUUACUUUUUCCAUCUUUGAUUUCCAAUAGUAUGAAUGACAAAGCCUUUUUUUUUUUUUUUACCUUUUACGACACUGAUGCCAAACUUGAAUUGUGUUUAUGUACAGAUAUUCAAGAACCAAUCCUAGUCAAAGGUGGAGAAAUGACUAGCAAGUUACCAUUGGCAGGGCUCAAGCGCUGGCAAUGGUGGGUUUUAGUGGCACUCAACAUUUUCUUCCUCAUUGCUGGCCAAUCUGCUGCUGUCCUUCUAGGGAGAUUCUAUUAUGAUCAGGGUGGCAAUAGUAAAUGGAUGUCCACCCUGGUACAAACUGCUGCUUUCCCCAUUCUUUUCAUCCCACUUUUUCGUCUGUCUCCCUCCCAUGAGCCUUCUACUAUUUCUGCCUCACCUUCUAUUGUCACUCUCACAAUAAUCUAUUUCCUACUUGGAGUGCUUAUAGCUGCUGACAACAUGCUAUAUUCAGUUGGAUUGUUGUACCUCUCUGCUUCUACUUAUUCUCUUGUUUGUGCUACCCAAUUGGCAUUUAAUGCGGUUUUCUCUUUCUUCAUUAAUAAGCAAAUGUUCACUUCUUUGAUACUUAAUUCCGUGGUGCUUCUCUCAUUGUCUGCUUCUCUAAUUGCCGUAAAUGAUGAUUCUGGUGAACCAUCUGGAGCCUCUAAGUUGAAGUAUGCCAUUGGGUUUAUUUGUACCCUUGGUGCUUCUGCAAUGUACUCUCUUUUGCUUUCCGUCAUGCAGCUUACCUUCCAGAAGGUUCUGAAAAAGGAAACGUUUUCUGUGGUUUUGGAAAUGCAGAUUUAUACAUCAGUUGUAGCCACUUGUGCUUCUGUUGUGGGGCUUUUUGCAAGCGGGGAAUGGAAGACACUGAGUGGAGAAAUGGUGAGUUUUGGUAAGGGAAGUGUUUCUUAUGUGAUGACUUUGGUUUGGACGGCUGUGGCUUGGCAGAUCUGUUCUGUUGGUGUAGUUGGCUUAAUUUUUACUGUUUCUUCUCUCUUCUCAAAUGUUAUUAGUACCGUGGCUUUGGCUCUUGUUCCUAUUGCUUCUCUCAUAGUUUUCCAUGACCAAAUGAACGGUGUGAAGGUGAUCGCUAUGCUUCUGGCCCUCUGGGGAUUUGCAUCUUAUAUCUACCAGAAUUACCUUGAUGACUGUGAGGCAAGAAGAACAAUAGUUAAUGCUAAUGAAACCCUUAAUGAUUCUUCUGUGUGAUUUUGUGCUGGUAGAAUAGGAAAAAAGCCUACAGAGACUCGUUGUCUUGGAUGAUCCAUGAUUAAUUCUGUGUGUGUACCUAUGGUAAUAUUAUAGGAUUGUCACAUUUUCGAUAUUAUCUAUAGCUACAAUUAUUUGUAGCUGCUGCAUUUAGUUAUGUAUAAUGUUAUUUUCUUAUAUGAUACAACUCUUAGUUUCCCCAUGAAUAUACUGCCCAUCUAUUGUUCUUC